Molecule: messenger RNA, 2669 nt
Organism: Hipposideros armiger (great roundleaf bat)
Lineage: Eukaryota; Metazoa; Chordata; Mammalia; Chiroptera; Hipposideridae
Gene: RAD52
Product: RAD52 DNA repair protein
Exons: 13
Coding region: 637-1905 (422 amino acids)
Biological process (GO): double-strand break repair via single-strand annealing; DNA recombinase assembly; double-strand break repair via homologous recombination
Cellular component (GO): nucleus
Source: RefSeq, a predicted model, not a curated record
GCCAUGAAGCCAGUCAGUGGAGAAGCUGGGGCUCAAAUGCAAGAAAGACCCGUGCUCGCUCUCCCAUCACUGCAUCCGCAAACUCAAUGGCAGGGGGAGAAGGGAGAUGAAGGUGGGUGGUGUGAAGCCAGUCUGGGGCCUUCAGAAGAGAUGAAAGGACCAGGCCCUAGGGUAGGGUGAGAAGGGGCCUGGACUGGAGUUGAGAAGAAGGGGCUCGAGUUUUAAGAAGGAAUGAAUUGAAAGAGACCAGGAGGGUCUCGAGAGGGAAUGAAGUGAAAUGAGAGGCUCGGACCUCGGUGGCAUGAGAAGUCAGGGGACCCGGGCCCUGGGCUGAGAUAAGAGGAGGUGAGAUGAAGGGACUCGGGUACUGCAACCUGCCAUCCCUGUCUGAGUGAGAGUACGGUUCCCCAGCUCUCUCGUCCCUCAUACCUGGUAGCUCAGAAGUUUGCCCACAUCCAUGGUUCCAGGCCCAGCCAAUCACUGGUCCCCUCCACUCACGUUUAAACCGUGGCCCUCUUAGCAGUGACUCCAGCCACACUGGCGAAAAGCGCUGUGAGCGCCGCAGAGCCAAGGAUUGACAGUUGGGAUGAUUUAUGAGCUGCUUGGUUCAAGAGUAGGUCUUAUUACUUUGUAAAUAUGAGGUCAGCCAGAAUGAACAUGUCUGGGACUGAGGAAGCAAUUCUUGGAAGCCAUGACAGCCAUCCUGCUGCUGCUGGAGGCAACUCUGUAUUAUGCUUUGGACAGUACCAGUAUGCAGCAGAGGAGUACCAGGCCAUCCAGAAUGCUUUGAGGCGAAGGCUGGGCCCAGAGUACAUAAGCAGCCGCAUGGCUGGAGGAGGCCAGAAGGUGUGUUACAUUGAGGGUCACAGGGUAAUUAACCUGGCCAAUGAGAUGUUUGGUUACAAUGGCUGGGCGCAUUCUAUCACGCAGCAGAAUGUGGAUUUUGUGGACCUUAACAACGGCAAGUUCUACGUGGGCGUCUGUGCGUUUGUGCGAGUCCAGCUGAAGGAUGGCUCAUAUCAUGAAGAUGUGGGCUAUGGUGUGAGUGAGGGCCUCAAGUCCAAAGCUUUGUCUUUGGAGAAGGCGAGGAAGGAGGCAGUGACAGAUGGGCUGAAGCGAGCACUGAGCUUUGGAAAUGCACUUGGAAAUUGUAUUCUGGACAAAGACUAUCUGAGGUCACUAAACAAGCUUCCACGCCAGUUGCCUCUUGAAGUGGAUUUAACUAAAGCGAAGAGACAAGAUUUUGAACCAUCUGUGGAACAAGCCAGAUACAGCAGCUACAGGCAGCACAUGGCCCAGGGACCCCCCAAACCGCAGGAGGUGACCUCCCCUUGCAGACCAAGCCACUCUGAUGAUGCCCACAUUGUGAUUCAGGGGGAGAAGGACAGCAGCUCCCGAUGCCUGGCCUCUGCUGUGGAGACUGAUGCCACUUACCAGCGGAAGCUCCGGCAGAAACAGCUGCAGCAGCAGUUCCGGGAGCAAAUGGAGAAACAGCAGCAAGUUCAACUCAACGCUCCAUCAGUUGAAAAGAAGAAUCAGGCCGCACCGCAGGGGCUGCCGGAGAAGCACAGUGCGUCCAUAACCGAUGGCUCCAAACCACUUGCUGAGCAAGGCUCCCUUGCAGACAGUCUUGAAAUGUGGACUAUGCUUGCAGACGCAGGGGACGAGGUCAAGCCCUCAUCUAAAACAGAACCAGAACCACACCAGACCCCUGCCACACUAGCCCCAAAGAACCAGAUGGUGACCCAGAACAGGACCGCACAAAAUCUUUGCCACCAGAAUCCACAAGCAAAACCUGGUCCUUGGCACCUUCAAACUCCUAACGUUAACCAACACGUAACAGGAAACUGUGAUUUCUAUAGGGAGAACCAGGAUGCGAAGAAGAGGAAAUUGGAUCCACCUUAACCAGGCUCAGGUCACAUGACUGGACUGUCACAGAGGGACUUAAGAAAACUUUUUGGUCAUGAAAUUGUUCACUACUCCUAGGGGGUGAGCUUUAUUUCCAAGGAUUUACCUUCAUUCUGAACUUUUCCAAAGGAUUUGACUCCUGGAGCCUCCUGCAGAUAGAGCCCAGCGGAUGGAAAACAAGCCCUUUAAAAAAGCUUGUCACACACUGCCGUCAGCGGCUUUGGGGAGAUUAAAUACCUUUUCUUGGGCUCUUGAUUACUUAUUCCUAAACUAUUAUGUUAAUAAACAGAACUUUCAGGAAUCACCAGUGGCCAUCUGCUCUGAACCCACGGGAGCCACAUUCCUGAGCACCACAUGCCUACAGGAGGUUGCUGAGCUCACCGGAGGGCGCUGUGUUUUAAUGCUGAGAACAAGGCCUGCAGUGAUUUUACCAGUUUCCAUCAAUUCAGGCUGUAAUCUUCACCUAUGAUAAUCCCUCUUGUAAAUUUAUGGUGCUACUAUCCUGCACUGUUUUCUAAUUGAGCAAACAAUGAUCUAAGGCCAAAGAAAAGGCAUUUCAAGAGCACAAAACAAAUCUGCACUUUGUAACAAAAUCUAAGUAGCUGUUUCUAUUUCCCCAUUUCAGAUGUGAGAUACAACCCACCUUAACAUAAAUUGUUUCUUCAUCAUGUCUAGAUGUUUCAUAAUUCUUUCCCCCAAAUAAUGAGCUUGCAAAUUUACUUUUUAAUAAAGGUGAAUUCUGGGAUGUGCUUUUUAUCUAA